Diospyros lotus (date-plum) is the source of this 2406-nucleotide messenger RNA. RefSeq names its product protein SIEVE ELEMENT OCCLUSION B-like. NCBI's taxonomy places the organism in Eukaryota, Viridiplantae, Streptophyta, Magnoliopsida, Ericales, Ebenaceae. The coding region runs from base 112 to 2154 and encodes 680 amino acids. The transcript has 7 exons. Gene Ontology annotation, biological process: phloem development. The record is from RefSeq and is a predicted model, not a curated record.
CCGGCAGGAGGCCAAACCUGCAACUCAUCAAGCUAGCUCUCUUGUCUCCUCUUGUUAUUUGUCUUCACAGGUUGUUUUAAGUUAACCAAUUACCUCCUUCACAAAUAAUUAAUGGCUGCUUUAAAUGGAGCUAAGAAGAUGAACCUCAACGUCAACGUAGACGGAGCACUAAUGGAGCAAAUUCUGAGCACCCAUCAGCGUCAGGGUGUCAAGAAAUUCGAUCUCAACCCUCUUCUCCAUGCCAUCAAGGAUGUCAUUCGACAUGCAAAAGGAAGUUCGCCAGGAGAGGGAUGCGCGUCCGCCUUCAAAGGGGAUCUGCUCGACAAGCUCCAAGCCAUGGCCUACGAGGCAAUUAAAUCAGUUUCUUGUGAGUUUUCUUGCAAGUGUUCAGGGGCCUCAACGACCAGUGAGGUGGCCAUUGGACUUCUUGAAUCACUGAGAAGCUACUCCUGGGAAGCAAAGGCUGUGAUAACCUUAGCGGCUUUUGCUGCAAACUACGGCUUCUAUUUCUCGAUUUCACAGCUUCAUGGGAGCAGCGAUUCAUUUUCCAAAUCUAUGGCGUUCCUCCAACUAUCCCCAAAUCUGUUGAAACAGACCCCUUUGAAACUCAAGCCUAAGGCACUCAAGGUUGUUGAUGCCAUCCUUGAUCUUGCCAACUACAUUGUUGAGAUCAAGGCCUUCCAAUCUAAGUACGUUUCGAACAAGAUGGUCACUUCCUUUUUCGCCACUCAUGAAGACGAUUUGGUGAAAGCUGUGUACAAGAGCAUUCAGAGUACUGUGGCUUGCGCAUCAAUAUUGAUGAACACAGUGGCCUUGGGAAAUGAGUACAAACCAACAGCAAUGGAGGCUCAAGAGCUUUUGGAUUUGGCGAUGGAGCUAAAGGGCAUACGCAUCACACUCGAGAGUGAAAUGGAAAGUUUGAAGAAACACAUUGAGUCGAUAAUUUUCCGUGACGAUUAUAAAAAGCUCGUCGACUUGUUUGAUCGAGAACACACCAAUAAUAUAGAGAUCAUCCAAGCUCUACUUUACUGGAACGAGUCAGCCGCAUUGAUCUAUAAUUGUUCUACCAGGACACAGGAAGAAUUGAACAAGUUGAGCGGCAAACAUGUGCUGCUAUACUUUUCAAAUCUAGAGCUUCUCUCCAAAGAGGAAAUAUUCAUUCUCCCUAAGAAGGAUGUCACAAAACCGACUCAGUAUGAGAUUGUGUGGGUUCCUAUUGUGGACGAAUCAACCUCAUGGAACGAAGAGAUUAAAAACAAGUUCAUGAUUAUGCGAAAUUCAAUGGGAUGGUACUCCAUUAAUGACCCUUGGAAGCUUAACAAAGCGGUCAUCAAGUACAUCGAGGAGGAAUGGAAGUUCGAUGGGGAGUCAGAGUUUGUGGUUCUCAACCCAAAAGGCAAGUUUGUAAUAUCUGGUGCCGUCAAUCUCUUCUGGUUUUUGGAACAGUCGAGUUUUCAAGUAGAUUACUGGAAGACGAUUCAGCUGUUGCAACAUACAAUGGGAUCAACAGUCAAUAAUUGGAUUAAGGCUGAAAAGCAUAUCAUCCUGUUUGGAGGGAAAGACAUGGAGUGGAUUAAGACAUUUGUAGGCGAAGCUCGAAAAGUUGCGGAGCUUAUCGGAAUAGACUUCGUCAUGAUGUAUGAGGGAAAAAGGGACUUGAAGCUGGCAGAUCCCCAAAACAUUUUGAAACAGUUACAGAAAGACAACACUAUUAUAGUACCUGGAUUCGAAGACCAAAAGCGUUUCUGGGCUACCCUGCAAAGCAUAUUGCUAACUAAGACAAAGACUGGUAAAUCUAUUGUAGAUUCUAGUACAAUGAAUGACAUUGUCACACUUUUGAGCUUUGAUGGAAGUGGUGAAGGAUGGGCUGCGAUUUUCCGUGGUUCAAGCCCCGAGAUGGCCAAAGCCCCAGGUAAGACCAUUCUAGAUAUAUUGAAGAAGUAUAGCGAAUGGGCAGAUCAUGCUAAAAAACAUGGUUUCCUAAAUGCACUGGUUUCGAAGAUUCUGGACGUUAAGCCCCCUGAAGGUGACCAUGAAUGUUGCCACCUGGAGGUUGCAGCCACGAACGGGAGCACCCCUCAGAAGGUGAAAUGCGGCCUCUGUGACCGCACUAUGAAGACCUUCAUUACUUACCGUUGUUGCGGUGAUCACUAAUUAAGCUACAACUAUUCCGCUUUGGUGAUGGACCCAUUAGAAAUAAGUCCAAUUUGUGAACGACUUUGCUCUGUGAAGUUUGUUCAUCGACUGCCACUUAUGUAUUAAAUAAAUAAAUGGGUCUUUGUUCUCGUGUUCUAUCUAAAUAGCGCACUAUUCACUCUAUAUAUGCGCUAUUGACGUGUUGUAAAAAACUUAAAUAUGUUACGAGUUCUCGUGUAAAAAUAAUAUUGUUAACCUUUUAUGUGUAUU